Messenger RNA from Erinaceus europaeus (western European hedgehog), 3258 nucleotides. RefSeq names its product G protein subunit alpha z (gene GNAZ). NCBI's taxonomy places the organism in Eukaryota, Metazoa, Chordata, Mammalia, Eulipotyphla, Erinaceidae. The record is from RefSeq and is a predicted model, not a curated record. Bases 685 to 1752 code for a protein of 355 amino acids. Gene Ontology annotation, cellular component: heterotrimeric G-protein complex. Gene Ontology annotation, molecular function: GTP binding; G protein-coupled receptor binding; G-protein beta/gamma-subunit complex binding. Gene Ontology annotation, biological process: adenylate cyclase-modulating G protein-coupled receptor signaling pathway. The transcript has 3 exons.
GGCAACCUGCAGCGCCCGCGGCUCCGCCCCCUGCCGGCGGCGGCGCGGCGCGGGGCGGGCGGACCCGCGGGCGAGCGGGCGGCGCGAGAGUGCGGGCGGAGGGAGGCAGCCGGGCCGACGGGAGCGUGUGCACCGCCCGCGGUCCGGUCACGUCCCCGCGCGGGUGCGGCCGCCCGCGUCGUGCAGAAUAAGGACGCCGCGGCCCGAGCUCGCCGCCCCGCCCUGCCCCGCCCUGAGCAGCUCGGCAGAUGCACCGCGCCGCGGCCCGGAGGUGAAGGGUGGAUGCCCGAGGCAGGGGCACCAGUGGCUGGCCCUCCAGCUGCGCUCAGCACCAUUGCCUCAGCAGCCAACAGCCAGAGGGCAGCAGCCUAGGCACACACAAGUGGACAGCUCUCCACUGUCCAGGAGGACAGGGAAUGAAUGACUUGGGCCUCCCAGGCCCCCAGGCAACCCUAGAGGUGGCGCAACACUAGAGGGAGGGCCAGAUACCUCCCGCAGCAGCAGUGUGCCAUGCCAGCUGUAGACCAGGCCCUGGGGCAGGGGCUGCAGUGGAGUUUGGCCUCUACCCCCCACUGACACUGAGCGCUCCCAGGGCCACUGGGGUUCCCGUGUGCCAGGAGCCCCCUAGAGGCCCAGCAUCUCCAUCCUGCGCUCUGCAUCUGGGCCGUCGCCGCCAGACGGACCAUGGGAUGUCGGCAAAGCUCCGAGGAGAAAGAGGCAGCACGGCGGUCCCGGAGAAUCGACCGCCACUUGCGCUCUGAGAGCCAGCGGCAGCGCCGGGAGAUCAAGCUGCUGCUCCUGGGCACCAGUAACUCGGGCAAGAGCACAAUCGUGAAGCAGAUGAAGAUCAUCCACAGUGGCGGCUUCAAUCUGGAGGCCUGCAAGGAGUACCGGCCCCUCAUCAUCUACAAUGCCAUCGACUCACUGACCCGCAUCAUCCGCGCCCUGGCCGCCCUCAAGAUUGACUUCCACAACCCCGACCGCGCCUAUGAUGCCGUGCAGCUCUUUGCACUGACGGGGCCGGCCGAGAGCAAAGGCGAGAUCACCCCUGAGCUGCUGGGCGUCAUGCGGCGGCUGUGGGCUGAUCCCGGGGCACAGGCCUGCUUCGGCCGCUCCAGCGAGUACCACCUAGAGGACAAUGCCGCCUACUACCUGAACGACCUGGAGCGCAUUGCCGCGCCCGACUACAUCCCCACCGUGGAGGACAUCCUGCGCUCCCGGGACAUGACCACGGGCAUCGUGGAGAACAAGUUCACCUUCAAGGAGCUCACGUUCAAGAUGGUGGAUGUGGGCGGGCAGAGGUCCGAGCGCAAAAAGUGGAUCCACUGCUUCGAGGGCGUCACUGCCAUCAUCUUCUGUGUGGAGCUCAGUGGCUACGACUUGAAGCUCUAUGAGGACAACCAGACGAGCCGAAUGGCGGAGAGCCUGCGCCUCUUUGACUCCAUCUGCAACAACAACUGGUUCAUCAACACCUCACUCAUCCUCUUCCUGAACAAGAAGGACCUGCUGGCGGAGAAGAUCCGGCGCAUCCCGCUCACCGUCUGCUUCCCGGAGUACAAGGGCCAGAACACCUACGAGGAGGCCGCCGUCUACAUCCAGCGGCAGUUUGAGGACCUGAACCGAAACAAGGAGACCAAGGAGAUCUACUCCCACUUCACCUGUGCCACCGACACCAGUAACAUCCAGUUUGUCUUUGAUGCCGUGACAGACGUCAUCAUACAGAACAAUCUCAAGUACAUAGGCCUUUGCUGAGGAGCCGGCCGUCCUGUUGUUGGCCUACGGUGAAACCCACGGGGUGCCACACCCCCACUCGUGCUAGGGAGAUGCAGCCCAGGGGCCGAAGAUGGGGGGCCCUGAAGAAUGCCCCCCACCCCUCACCUCCUUGGCCCCCACAUUUCCGCAGAUAUAAGUAUAUAUGGAUAGGUUGCUAGGUAGGUACACACACAGACACCCACACACACACACACACACACACACACACACACUCACAUGCACAUGUCCAGAGAUGGCACAGUUCCCCAAAUCAUUGAGGUCUCUUGAAGACUUACGGGGAGCGGGGGCUGUCACCAAGUUCACCAUAAGCCCUUCACUUUGCCUUCCUGAGUUGGCCCCACUAUGCACCAGGGUCUCUGUAGACAACAGGAGUCUCCUGGAGGAGCUAGCCACUGGACAGGAGGGAGGGCCAGACCCGGGUCCGAGUGCCUGCUCCACAGGUUGUGCCCCCUGCUGGCCUGCUCUGAACUAUGUCCUGGGACCAGGGUGUGAAGCCAGGCAAUAGCACUAACCAGACCUCCGGCCACUCACAGCUCUUUUUAAAGCAGCUUCAAAAUAUGCAGCAAAAAUCCACACAGUAAUGCGAGUGGCGCAACAUGUUUCCAACUAGGCCAGCUGGGUUCCAGCAUUUCUUCUACUAGUCGGACAUUUUAUAAAUCAAAACCUGUUUUUUUUUUCUUCUUCAACAUCUUUUUUCUUUUUUUUUUCUUGGCCAAAUCUUGUGGUGUUUUGCGAGGGAAAACAAUUUCCAACGCAGUUGACUAUUCUUUUUUAAAAUGCAGAUUUUUCCAGACCUGUUUUUUUUUUUUUUUCCAGGUGGUUCUUUUUCGUGUCUGGCUUGCUGAGUGUUGAAGUUGUUACCUGGACGAGUGUGUCCCUCUGCUCCCGGCAGUGCCACCUAGUGGCCCCAAGGGGGCAGUGUUGUACAUAAGCCUGUGCAGCGUCCUCUUGUUCCUGGUGCGGUUUCUGCUUCGUUUUUAUUUCAGAAAAUAAAUAAGUAAAUAAAUGUGAUGUAUUUAAAGAGGUUCUUCACCUAAGAGCGAAUGAACAAUAGUUAAAUGUCUUGGUAUUUAAGGAGCAAGAUGACUGUGGCUUUGCCAGGAUGGGCAGGGGAGGCGAGAGACCGGCCUUUGCCUGAGAGUGUGGCUAAGGUUCCUGUGAAGGCUCAGCCAGCUUUGUAGCCUGAGGGAAGCCCUGCCAGGACCCCACGGCUGGCUCUUCCUGCCCCAGGCCCGUGGCACCUGCCCCAAAGGACUUUGGCUGAGGGCCUCAUGGAAAUAGCUGUUGCCAAGAGGAAAGGCACUGCCAAAGCCCCUGCCAAAUCUUCUCUCCCAGCCUGUGUUCAGUCCCGACACGUCCAAGGUCAGUGUGCAGAGUCACAGCCAUGGACAGUAAGAGAUGGUCGGAGGGAAAGAGGAACUGGCGACAGUAUGAACGUCAAAGAUUGUCUACUUUAAGAAAAUAAAAUACCCUGAAUGAGCCGAA